Hemibagrus wyckioides is the source of this 2257-nucleotide messenger RNA. It is a transcript of the gene dcp1a, whose product is annotated as decapping mRNA 1A. The coding region runs from base 22 to 1416 and encodes 464 amino acids. The record is from RefSeq and is a predicted model, not a curated record. The transcript is spliced from 10 exons. Lineage: Eukaryota; Metazoa; Chordata; Actinopteri; Siluriformes; Bagridae. Gene Ontology annotation, molecular function: enzyme activator activity; mRNA binding. Gene Ontology annotation, cellular component: P-body. Gene Ontology annotation, biological process: deadenylation-independent decapping of nuclear-transcribed mRNA; deadenylation-dependent decapping of nuclear-transcribed mRNA; positive regulation of catalytic activity.
AAAUUUCUUCCGUGCUGUCGUAUGCUAGCGUUCAAGAUGGAGUCCGCCAACAAAGCUGGACAUCUGAUGAGUCUAGCGGCUCUGCAGCAGUAUGACCCUUACAUUAACAAGCUGCUCGAUGUCACCGGGCAGGUAGCGCUCUAUAAAUUCAACUCCAAAGCAAACGAAUGGGAAAAAACAGAUAUUGAAGGCACCUUAUUUGUGUAUGCCAGGUCAGCAUCACCACAUCACGGUUUCACCAUCAUGAACCGUCUAAGCACCGAGAACCUGGUGGAGCCGAUUAACAAAGAUUUGGAGUUUCAGCUCCAGGAUCCGUUCCUCUUGUACCGGAAUGCCAGCUUGGGAAUUUACAGUAUCUGGUUCUACGACAAGGCCGACUGUCAGCGCAUCGCACAGCUGAUGGUACAGAUAGUGAAGCAGGAGACACUGAGGGCUCGGCAGACCUCUCCAGAUCGAGGCCGAACGAAUGGUUGUGUUGAGGCUAGACCGAUGGAUAUCCUGGAGCUGCUGAGCAAAGCCAAAGAGGAGUAUCACAGGGUAAACACAGACAUCACUCCAGCCCCAGACCCAGUUAAAGUAGAGAGCGUGAAGCCUGCAGUUAUUGCUGCUCAGCAGGAGAAGCAGACACACGGUGUGGUGAAGCAGAUCACAGUGGAGGAGUUGUUCGGCAGCUCAUUACCCAAAAACCCAACCCCUCCAGCCGAAUCGAUUUCUGGCGACAGUUUCCUGCGUGGAAUAAGCUACGGUCCCCCUCCCGUGCCCCUAGAGCCCCUCCUCACACAGUGUCUCUCAGCCAAUCCCCUGCUCCCUCAGCACUCCAUCUCUCCCGGGCUUAUGGCUUCAAGCGGGCCUGAGAACGUUCCAGCACUCGGCAGCCAUCGUGGGCAGACUGGCCCUCAAGCUGCGCCUCAGUAUAUCAACCCGCUCAAAAAUGAUGGCCACGCGAUUCCCAAGCCGACAGCAGUGCCGGGCUUCAUGCCCAGCGCGCUAGUCACACCACAAAGUUUCCGAGAACCGACACCCAAAGCACCAGCAGUUUUCACCAGCAAACCCGCAGCAUCUGCACAAACUAAAGAAGCUGGCACUUUUGCACAACCGCAAGCCCCAAAUCUUGUCAAACCCAUUCCAACCAAGGCGGGGCUCGUUGUGCCAGGGGGGGGGCCUUCAUUACUUCUUUCCCCCAGUGUGUUCCAGCAGUCCACUACGAAAGCACCAGAGCUGCCGAGAAAUCCUGCUCCUCCACCGUCACCUCCCGCCUCUCUGGGGGCUGGAGAGCUUCCCUCAACUGUGUAUAGCAAGGCACAGUUACAAGAUGUCCUUAUACAUUUGAUAAAGAACGAUGCCCACUUCCUCAGCACAAUCCAUGAAGCGUACAUGCAGAGCCUCACCAAAGACCUCGGCAACGUCAAACUAUAGCCACUGACCCCAAACUCCCGGACUGAGCGCUCUUCCGGUCAGCCCAGAGGGCUGCAUAUUAGGACAGAACCACCGCAAACCCGGUGCACUGGUUAUCUCACUCUGGAUCCUAAUCACUGAGAUGAAUCCGAAGGCACACAUUACUCCUUUCUUUCAGCGCUACCAGAACACAAGCUCUACAAGAUGACUACAUAGCCACAGUUACCCCACAUCUGAGCCCUGGUUAUUAAGAAUCAUGAGGGGGAACACUCGCUUCUUUUGUCUAAUCAUUGUCUGCUCACCCAUCACCCUGUCUGUCAUUUCAUCUCUAGCUGGUGGUUACGGCUGUGCUUAUGAAUGGAGGUGCAAAUACAGGCUUUUUUUUUCUUUUUCCCCCCGUCUUGUAACCGCCAUGUUUAGAGAUUUUGCUCUGGUUUCUGACGCGACAAACUCCUACCGAUUAAUACGUAACGCAGUUAAAACAGUAUCUUUUAAUAGAACGCACCAGCAGCAUAAUCAGCAAGCAUAUUUAAUUGCACCUUGCUGCGAAGUAUCACCCCGAAGCACAAAGCCGCUCAGUGCUCGAAGAGCUGAAGUGCCCUCUGGUGCAGUGCUCAUUUCUCUGCAUGCUCGCGUCACUAGUCCACCUCAGAACCUGUGUGCGUACGAUUCACUGCACCUCGCGCUCGUUUUUAAACUGACACCGCUCUGCACUCUCUCUGUUAAACACCACACAACGUUUUAUCAGGGAAAGUUGUAGGAAGUUGCUCUAGUAGCUCCUCUUGAGUUUUCAUUUUUUCCCCAGAGCAUUAACGUGUAUCCACAUCACUUUUAUUUUGUGCCAGCUGUUCAUACACCAGGC